AUGCACUUCCAGAAGCUCCUUUUGACGGCACUUGGUGCGGCAGCAGUGGUUUUCUCUGCUGUGAUCACCCCUCGUGCACAGGAUUCUGUGGCCUGUGGAUCUUCUGCAAAGGCAAACGGACGCCUGGACAAGAAGUCACCCAGCCGUGACGAGCCCUUCCUCACCUCCAAGAGCCACAAAUUCAAGGUAAACGGCACCGGCGUUCCUGAAGUGGACUUUGACCUUGGCGAGUCGUACGCAGGAAGGCUGCCGAUCGCUGCGCCCAACUCGACCGGUAGCUCCAGCGAGAACGAGCUCUUCUUCUGGUUCUUCCCCUCCAAGAACCCGGCUGCCAGCAAUGAGAUCACUGUCUGGCUCAACGGCGGCCCAGGAUGCAGUUCUAUGGGUGGCCUGCUGCAGGAGAACGGCCCUUUCUUGUGGCAACCGGGAACCUACUCCCCUCAGCCAAACCCUUUCUCUUGGACCAACCUGACCAACAUGGUUUGGAUUGACCAGCCCAUUGGUACCGGACUAUCGUCUACAGCCCCUGGAGCUUCUUUCGCUAUCAAGGACGAGCACGAUGUUGCAGCUCAAUUCGCCGGAUUCUGGAAGAACUUCAUCGACACCUUCGACAUGCACGGGUACGAUGUCUACUUGGCAGGCGAGUCAUACGCGGGCAUGUUCGUGCCCUACAUUGCAAACCACUUCCUGGAGCAGGCGGACGACGAAUACUAUAACGUCAAGGGGAUCCAGAUCAACGACCCAGCCAUCGGACCUCUUCCCGUCAUGGAGCACGUACCCUCAGUGCAGUACCUGAACAAGUACAGCAGCUACUUCAACCUCAACGACACAUUUACAAAGGACGUCAACGAGCGUGCCCAGAACUGCGGAUUCACAGACUUCAUGGAGGAGGCGCUGACAUUCCCUCCGAAGGGACCAUUCGCCUUCCCUGAUUCCAUCAACGUAACCGCCGUCGUGGACCAGAACUGCUCGCUGUGGAAGGACAUCGCCCGCGCCGCGAUCUACGUAAACCCGUGCUUCGACCCUUACCACGUCAGGUCCUCCUGCCCCUUCCCGUCCAACCCGCUCGGCUUCCCCACGCUCGGCUGGGGCCCCAACAACUACUUCAACCGGAGCGACGUGCAAGACGCUCUCAACAUUCCCCGGCCACACGCCGACUUCAGGAUGUGCCACCCCGCCAUAUUCGGGCUCGAGAGCUCCGAGCCAUCGGCUUUCAACGUGCUUCCCUCCGUCAUCGAGCGCACGGCCAACGUGGUCAUCGCCAACGGCGAGAUGGACUUCCUGAUCACGUCCAACGGCACCCUCGCCGUCAUCAACAACAUGACCUGGCAGGGCACCCAGGGCUUCGAGGAGUCGCCGUUCUCGGACAAGUUCUACGUUCCCUACAACCCGACCGUCGAGCCGGUCCUCAUCGAGACCCUGACGCAGAAUCACAUCCCUACCGUGCCGGUGGGCUACGUCGGCGGCAGCGGGUGGUACGGCAAGGCGCACACGGAGCGUGGCUUGACGUUCGUCACUGUUGAGCUGGCGGGCCACGAGAUCCCGCAGUACGUGCCCGGCGCUGCUUACAGGCAGCUCGAGUUCCUGCUGGGACGGAUAGAUAACCUGACUUCCGUUGGGGAGUUUACUACGGCGGGAAACUGUGAUUAG
Messenger RNA from Diaporthe citri, 1650 nucleotides. RefSeq lists its product as uncharacterized. The record is from RefSeq and is a predicted model, not a curated record. Gene Ontology annotation, molecular function: serine-type carboxypeptidase activity. The transcript has 3 exons. Gene Ontology annotation, biological process: proteolysis. NCBI's taxonomy places the organism in Eukaryota, Fungi, Ascomycota, Sordariomycetes, Diaporthales, Diaporthaceae. Bases 1 to 1650 code for a protein of 549 amino acids.